Aphanomyces astaci is the source of this 519-nucleotide messenger RNA. RefSeq lists its product as hypothetical. Bases 1 to 519 code for a protein of 172 amino acids. NCBI's taxonomy places the organism in Eukaryota, Oomycota, Saprolegniomycetes, Saprolegniales, Verrucalvaceae. The record is from RefSeq and is a predicted model, not a curated record. The transcript has 3 exons.
AUGGCGGCGGCGGUGAAGCCUUCAUCGUCUUUGGAGUGGAAGCGCAUCAUCCAUGCUAUGCGAGAUCCAGGGCGGAGCGAGUACUCGUUCGUUCCGCACAAAUACAUCCAUUCCACGCCAAUCCUGUCCCCGACGCCAGACAACAUGCAGUGGAACAUGCUCGACCGACGAGAUUCGGUGCACUACAGUGCCGUCAUGUACUGGUUCAUCCUCAUCGUGUUGCUCAGCUUCAUGUGCGUCGAGUGGGUCCUACUCUAUCCGCUGUCGCCCUCGCGACUGUACAACAUCCAAGUCGACAUGUGCGACGGCCGCGUGAACCUCGCCGAGUUCUUGUUCCAGCAGAUCCUUCCACUAGGCAUGCUCCUGGGUUCGUUGAUCACGUUCAAGCUUGCCUUGGGUCGGGCCACGAUGCUCGAGCUCGCCGCCAUUAAGUCAGCGACGACGACUUCCGGGGCCGCGCACUCACCGCGUCGCAGCUCUUCUGCAUGCUCGGCGGCCACAUGGUGUACAUUGGCGUAG